UGAGGUGAUAAUAAAAAAGUCGAUUGACAUCGAUUAUUGUUAUAGUGAUCGAAUUGAAUAUAUUGGUUUAUUCUUACUGUCGGACAAUAUAAUCAUUAUUACGAUAUGAAGAAAACUUUCAAGUGGUUAACCCAUGAUAAUUCUGGAGCUAAAAAUGAGUUCGCUAAGUAUGGCCACACCUGCGAAAUACCCGAAGAAAUGGAUGACGUCGCCGAAUAUUACUCGCCCGAAACUUUCUGGACUAAAUUGUCGAAGAAAGCUUUCCAAUUACGCACAGUCUCCGACAUAAGUAAAUCCUACACCCACCACCUGAGGAGCCAUGGUGCUAUCAUGAAAGAGAGAAAAAGACAUCUCAUUUAUUACAACUACAUUAUACAUCCUUACAGUUAUUUCAGGGUCAUUUGGGAAAUGUUCAUGUGCUUCGUGAUAUACUUACAGCUGAUAAUCGUUCCGAUCCACAGUGGAUUCUGUCGUAUCCUCGACGGUCACCUGAUGGAAGGCCCUGAACGUUGCCUGGACGCCAUCAUCCUCAUAUUGGAUUUUUUUCUAUGCACGGACGUGGUCAUUAAUUUGUUCACCGGCUAUUACUCCGAACCGAAGAAGGAGGUUGUUCUUGACUUGAAACAUAUUUUUCUGCACUACUUGAAGUCGCUUCUCAUACCGGACUUAUUAUCAUCCCUUCCCACAAAUAUGGCAUUCAAACACGGAUACGACUACAAUUUGCUGGUACUGAAACUGAUGAGCUUGCUGAAAAUGCUGAGAUUCAUCACGUUCGUUCGAUAUUAUUCGAGACUGAUCAAUUUUUUCCACGUUCGUUAUAGCGUCUCCUCACUCUUACUCCUUCUAAUUGGAGUUGGAAUUUACUGGCACUCGUUAACAUGUUAUUUGAUAUUGGUGAAAGUUAUGGACGAGUUUUUGGAGACUGUAAACCCUAAACUUCUGCAAGUUAAUUCAACAGAAUUAUUAUUCAGUCGGAGCACCUACUCGAACAUUUACGUGUCGUGCUUCUACAGAGCCUCAAUGAUAAUAUACACAUCCUGGUACACUCAAGAAAACCCCGGCGGAUUGGUGGAAUAUUGCGCAGUCACCAUCAUGUGGUUCUGUUCCAAGGCGAUUCAGUUCUUCAUUCUCGCCAGAACGCUUCAAAUAAUGAAAGGCGUGAACUCCUCUCAUCAGAAGUACGUCGAGAUGGAGAGACAGCUUAAAGAGUACAUGAGGGACAAACAGCUUCCGACAUAUAUGAGAACAAGGCUGCUCACCUAUUACGACUAUAGGUUCCAGAGGAACUAUUUCAGGGAAAGUGAGAUACUUGCCACGAUAUCUGGACAGCUGAGACAAGAGAUCAUAAUGCAUUCUUGCCGACAACUGGUGGAGAACGUCGCCUUUUUCAAGAAUUUGCCGUUGAACUUGCUGGUUAGGAUUGUGUCGUGUUUGCGGGGUGAAAUGUACCUGAUGAACGACGUCAUCGUACGAGCUAACACGCCCGGGGAUUGUAUGUAUUUCAUAGCGUCUGGUACUGUCGCUAUAUACAGCACCUCGGGAAAAGAGAUAUGUCAUCUUGAAGAUGGCAGCCAUUUUGGCGAGAUAGCCUUGGUGAACAAAGCCGAGGCAAGGAUAGCUUCAGUGGUGGCGAUAGAGAUCUGUGAAGUGUACAGAUUCGACGUGAAAGACUUUGUCAGAGCUAUCCAUCCAUAUCCCGAUCUACUGGAUAGUAUUGAAAAAAUAGCCUCAGAUAGAAUGGAGAAAACUUUGAUGUUGGACGAGCACAAUAGAAGGGAGAUGGCGAUGAAACGCGUUAAUAAAUGAAUAUUUGUAGUUAUAGUUCCUGUCCAAAUGAUAGUUUAUCACAAUAAUACUGCUGUAUAUUGUUAGUAACCUUUUAUUAUGAAAUUA
Messenger RNA from Coccinella septempunctata (seven-spotted ladybird), 1893 nucleotides. Its product is annotated as potassium/sodium hyperpolarization-activated cyclic nucleotide-gated channel 1-like. NCBI's taxonomy places the organism in Eukaryota, Metazoa, Arthropoda, Insecta, Coleoptera, Coccinellidae. The record is from RefSeq and is a predicted model, not a curated record. Bases 106 to 1806 code for a protein of 566 amino acids. The transcript is spliced from 9 exons.